AUGGACCGCACCGCCUCCGACUUUCCUCAGCAGACAGGACUACCUUCGCCUUAUCCCAGUAACUUUGGCGGCGACGCACAUUCCGAGGCUUCCUCUGCAGACCACGCUUCUGCUCAGCCCUACCCUCCUCCUCCCAAGGACGCUGCCUAUCCCGCGACUGCCACUCCGGCCUCCGACUACGGUGUCUACCCGCCGCCUGCCAGAUCGACCUCUGCCUACCCGGAUCACGUCCAACGUGCAUACCAGCCUGCCUCGUCUCCCUCCACCGGCAGUAUGGCGCAACAGAACAAUCCGUCGAUCGCCCAGCCCAGUCCGACCUAUCCUUACGGCCAGCACUCUCCCUAUGCGCCCAACCCGGACAUGGCGCAUAGCUACUCUCACCCCAACUCUAACAUGUAUGCCCAGCCCAGGCCUGAAUGGGGAGGUUAUGCUACCCAGCAUGGAGCCGCUCCUCUGACCCCAGGCCAUCCCGUCUAUGGACAAUCCCCUGCCUCUGCUCCUCAGCAGCGCCCGAACCAGGUCUACUCGUUCGUCCCGAUCCCCGGAGCCCAACAACACAAGCGUCCCCGACGUCGCUACGAGGAAAUCGAGCGCAUGUACAAGUGUGGUUGGAAUGGCUGCGAAAAGGCCUACGGCACUCUAAACCAUCUGAAUGCCCACGUUACUAUGCAAUCCCAUGGCCAGAAGCGCACUCCAGAGGAAUUCAAAGAAAUUCGCAAAGAGUGGAAGGCUCGCAAGAAGGAGGAAGAUGCGCUGCGCAAGGCCGACGAGGAACGUCAGCGCAGCCAAGCUGCCGCGAAUGGUGGCCAGGAGCCUGGCCACGACGGCGCGCCGGCACCAGGCUACCCCGGGUCCAGGCAGGUUCAGCUGCCUCCCAUAGGAUACCAGAAUCAGUACCCUGCGCCCCCUUCGGGAGUCGGCCAGCCGCCUUUGCCGGAAUACGGUGCUACCAGCCACAUGUAUCCCAACUACCAACCGCACUCGCCCUACGGCCAGCCGAGCCAGAACAUGUACAGCCAAUCCAAUGGCGCACAACCUCCUAGCCAUUAA
This is a messenger RNA of Akanthomyces muscarius, 1050 nucleotides long. RefSeq lists its product as uncharacterized. The transcript is spliced from 5 exons. Bases 1 to 1050 code for a protein of 349 amino acids. The record is from RefSeq and is a predicted model, not a curated record. Gene Ontology annotation, biological process: regulation of DNA-templated transcription. NCBI's taxonomy places the organism in Eukaryota, Fungi, Ascomycota, Sordariomycetes, Hypocreales, Cordycipitaceae.